Vairimorpha ceranae is the source of this 1320-nucleotide messenger RNA. Its product is annotated as phage infection protein. The transcript has a single exon. Bases 1 to 1320 code for a protein of 439 amino acids. The record is from RefSeq and is a predicted model, not a curated record. Lineage: Eukaryota; Fungi; Microsporidia; Nosematidae.
AUGUCUAACAGUAAUAGCAAAAAUAAUAGUAGUAAUAGUAAAAAUAAUAAUAGUAAUAGUAAAAAUAAUAAUAGUGAUAGUGAUAGUAGAACAAUUAAAUCAUCUGAUGGAUCAACCGGAUAUAUUAAUGGAUCAGCCAAACUCACGAAUGGAUCAGCCAAACUCACGAAUGGAUCAGCCAAACCUACGAAUGGAUCAACCAAACUUACGAAUGGAUUAGCUGAAUUUAUGAAUGGAUCAGCGGGAUAUACUAAUGGAGCGACUGGACUUACGAAUGGAUCAGCGGGAUAUACUAAUGGAGCGACUGGACUUACGAAUGGAUCAGCCAAACCUACGAAUGGAUCAACCAAACUUACGAAUGGAUCAGUUAAACUUACAAAUGGAUCAGCCAAACUUACGAAUGGAUCAGCAAAACUUAUGAAUGGAUUAACUGGAAAUACAUAUGGAUCAACGGGAUAUAUUAAUGAAUCAUCCAAACUCACGAAUGGGACAUCCAAACUUACGAAUGGAUCAACCAAACUCACGAAUGGGACAUCCAAACCUACGAAUGGAUCAACCAACCUUACGAAUGGAUCAACCAAACUCACGAAUGGACCAGCCAAACUUACGAAUGGAUCAACCAACCUUACGAAUGGAUCAACCAAACUCACGAAUGGACCAGCCAAACUUACGAAUGGAUCUGCGAGAUAUACUAAUGGACCAGCCAAACUUACGAAUGGAUCUGCGAGAUAUACUAAUGGAUCAGCAAAACUUACGAAUGGAUCAAUCAAACUCACGAAUGGAUUAGCUGAACUUAUGAAUGGAUCUGCCGGACUUACGAAUGGAUUGGCUGAAUUUAUGAAUGGAUCUGCGAGACUUACAAGUGGAUUAGAUAAAUUUAUGAAUGGAUCAGCUGAAUUUAUAAAUGGAACGACUAAUUAUAAUAAUUUUGGUGUGAAAAAAAAUACGAACGGAUUAACUAGACUUAUAAGUUUACUACCUGAAAUUAUGAAUGGAUCAACUGGACUUAUGAAUGAAUCAACUAGAUAUACGAGUGGAUUAACUGGACUUAUGAAUGGAUCAUCAUCUAAUACGAAUGGAUCAUCAUCUAAUACGAAUGGAUCAUCAUCUAAUACGAAUGAAUCAUCAUCUAAUACGAAUGGAUCAUCAUCUAAUACGAAUGGAUCGUCAUCUAAUACGAAUGGAUCGUCAUCUAAUACGAAUGGAUCAUCAUCUAAUACGAAUGGAUCAUCAUCUAAUACGAAUGGAUCAUCAUCUAAUUCUAAUGAAUCAUCUCUUAAUUCUAAUGAAUCAACUAAAUAUACGAAUGGAAAAAAUUAA